This is a messenger RNA of Nicotiana attenuata, 1886 nucleotides long. Its product is annotated as serine carboxypeptidase-like 45. Gene Ontology annotation, molecular function: serine-type carboxypeptidase activity. Bases 118 to 1491 code for a protein of 457 amino acids. The transcript is spliced from 10 exons. Gene Ontology annotation, biological process: proteolysis. The record is from RefSeq and is a predicted model, not a curated record. Gene Ontology annotation, cellular component: vacuole. Lineage: Eukaryota; Viridiplantae; Streptophyta; Magnoliopsida; Solanales; Solanaceae.
CUGUUUCUGUCCUCCACUAAACCACAGUAUAUAGCUCAACUCUAUUAGCUCACACCAUAUUCACUCAAUUAGCUCCUUUUCUUGUUUCCAACAUUAACUUUGCAAAAUUCAAAAGCAAUGACAUUGUAUAUUUUCUUCUUUCUUCUUUGUGCUUUUGUGGGAAUUGGGAAUGCAUUUCCUCAUCCAGACAAAAUAAUACUAUUGCCUGGACAACCCCAAGUGGGAUUUCAACAAUUUUCAGGUUAUGUUACUGUUGAUGAUAAGAAACAAAGAUCUCUCUUUUAUUACUUUGUUGAAGCAGAAAUAAAUCCAGCUUCUAAGCCUUUGGUUUUGUGGUUGAAUGGAGGACCUGGUUGUUCUUCUUUAGGUGUAGGUGCAUUCUCUGAAAAUGGUCCUUUUAGACCAAAUGGACAAGUUCUUGUUAAGAAUGAGUACAGUUGGAACAAAGAGGCAAAUAUGUUGUAUUUGGAGUCUCCAAUUGGAGUUGGCUUCUCUUAUUCAACUAAUACAUCUUCAUAUGAGACAGUUAAUGAUGAGACAACAGCUAGGGACAAUGUUGUGUUCUUACAAAGCUGGUUCGACAAAUUCCCACAGUAUAGAAACAGCAAUUUAUUUUUAACUGGGGAGAGUUAUGCAGGCCAUUAUGUACCUCAACUUGCCAAGCUCAUGAUUGAGCUUAACCAGAAGAAAAAGUUGUUCAAUCUGAAAGGGGUUGCACUGGGUAAUCCAGUUCUGGAAUUCGCCACUGACUUCAACUCGAGGGCUGAGUACUUCUGGUCUCAUGGACUAAUAUCAGAUUCCACAUACAGAAUGUUCACUUCUUUUUGCAAUUAUUCUCGUUACGUGAGUGAGUACUACAGGGAUAAUGUAUCACCAAUGUGUUCAAAAGUCAUGAGCCUAGUAAGUAGAGAAACCAGUAAAUUCGUAGACAAAUAUGACGUUACCCUGGAUGUCUGUCUCUCAUCAGUGCUCUCUCAAUCCAAAAUUAUAAGUCCCCAAGAAAACGCUGACGCUGAGAAGAUAGACGUCUGCAUCGACGAUAAAACUGUCAAUUACUUAAACCGACAAGAUGUGAGAAGGGCUCUUCAUGCUAGGCUUGUUGGAGUUCGCAGAUGGGAUGUUUGCAGCAACAUUCUGGAUUAUCAAUUACUUGACAUAGAGACACCAACAAUCUCUAUAGUAGGGUUGCUUGUCAAGGAGAGAAUUCCAGUCUUAAUUUACAGUGGGGAUCAAGAUUCUGUUGUUCCAUUGACUGGAAGCCGCACCGUCGUACAUCAACUAGCAAAACGGAUGGGACUUAACACAACUGUACCCUAUAGAGUUUGGUUUGCAGGGCAGCAGGUUGGUGGAUGGACUAUAGUGUAUGAUAAUAUCCUUUCAUUUGCCACCGUUAGAGGAGCUGCUCAUGAAGUUCCUUUCUCUCAACCAGAGAGAUCACUUGUUCUAUUCAAGUCAUUUCUUGAAGGCAGGGCACUUCCUGAAGUAUUCUGAGAUCAACAAAUUGGUGGUGGACAGCCAGAGCAAAUAGGUCUUUCUUGUACAUUCAUUUCACAACUAAAUGUAAAAGUAAUUUUUUUCAUCGCUUUUUUUGGCUCGGAAAGAUUAAAAGGAGAAGACUAGAAGAGGCUGAAAAGUUGUGCUAGGAAGAAAAGUAGUAUGUGAAAAGUUAGUUUUCUUUUUCUGUCUUCAUAGUUUGGCUGGCAUGCAAAUUAGUGCAGAAAGAGCAUCUAUAAACUUUGUUGAAAGCAAAAGGUUCCAUGACCAAAAGUUUGAUUUUUCAUGAUUUAUACUUCAUGUGUUGGGUUAGCACAUGUCAAGGUUGCUCAGUUAGUGCGGUUUAUGAUGUGAUAAGUUUGAAAACAUGCUCAAAUUGAGCUGUUUACUUC